AUGUUUGGACAUAAUGAUAGAACCAGUGACAAUGCCUUGCUUGCACGAGUUAUGUACGCCGUGUUUCCGUACAAAUGUGCAAGAAACCAGCUUGACUUGCCCCCUGUGUCGAAUGAGAAUCAGCAGUUGGGCACGAAGAGCAACACGGGAAAACAAACUGAUCAACCAAGCGCGCUGGGUUUCGCCCCGCGCCGGAACACAACCCAGCCGCUGAUAGCCGCUUUGAGCGGGGGAGGUGCGAAAGGAUAUACUGGGUUGGAUCCGACGAGCCCCAGCGCGCAACUGCGAAAGGUACAGGAGGAGCUGCGGAUACAGAGGGAGUUGGAGGAGAGGCAGAGCGUGGAGCUGAUACGACAGCUUCACGACGAAGACCGCGCGAUGCGGGCCGAGCACGAUCUCCGCAUGAAGAAGGACCGUCUCGUCGCGAGUCAGGAGACGUGUUCGUCGACGGUGAACGACGCGCUCAAACUCAGAUCGAUGUCGGCAGGACAGAAACACACGAGCAGCUGUUCAGAGAUGACGACGCGCGUCGCCUCGGCUCCCGUCCGAUGCAACGCCGAGUUUCAGGCGCCACCUGGACCGGGCAAGGAAAACAAGAGGCAGCAUGCGUCGUCUCGCUCAAAGUCGCGCGAGACGAGCAGCAACCCGUCGUCGACGUUCCUGUUGCCUAGCAACCCCUCGUCGUCACUGUCAUCGUUGUCCGGAAGCAGCGGCGGAUCGAUGGCGAUGGAGAGCGGAGGAGGGUUCGCGAGUCAGGCCAGCAGCAGCGGCGGUGUCGUGGAUGCAGCAACCACGAGCAGCGGCGGCAGCAGCAGCAGCAGCAGCAGUAAGGGGAAGCAUCAUAGAAGCCAUAGCGUGGAGAGCAACGACAGCAUCUCGGAGGAGCUGCGACACUUCAAGCCGAUCCACGCGAUGCCGCGGACGCCGCCGCGCCGCAUGACGUCAGUCGAGACUGACGAAAGAUCUGAUUUAGUCAGGACUAUCGAUCGAUCGUUGGAAAGUUUCAUCGAUGCAGUUACUGGAUACCCAUCUUCCGUCUGA
Molecule: messenger RNA, 1041 nt
Organism: Priapulus caudatus
Lineage: Eukaryota; Metazoa; Priapulida; Priapulimorpha; Priapulimorphida; Priapulidae
Product: E3 ubiquitin-protein ligase RNF169-like
Exons: 7
Coding region: 1-1041 (346 amino acids)
Source: RefSeq, a predicted model, not a curated record